This is a messenger RNA of Hydractinia symbiolongicarpus, 2132 nucleotides long. Its product is annotated as synaptotagmin-7-like. NCBI's taxonomy places the organism in Eukaryota, Metazoa, Cnidaria, Hydrozoa, Anthoathecata, Hydractiniidae. The coding region runs from base 197 to 1510 and encodes 437 amino acids. Gene Ontology annotation, molecular function: clathrin binding; SNARE binding; calcium-dependent phospholipid binding. Gene Ontology annotation, cellular component: axon; synapse; membrane. The transcript is spliced from 5 exons. Gene Ontology annotation, biological process: regulation of dopamine secretion; vesicle fusion; cellular response to calcium ion. The record is from RefSeq and is a predicted model, not a curated record.
AUUUAUGCCGAGAAAAAUUAUAAUCACAACAUAUCUCAAUGAUGGCUGCCUGCUGGAUAGUUCCUUCCUGCACAACUGAGUGUUAGUGUUGGCUAAAAACAUAGUUAAGUGGGCUUGUAGAUACACGAUAUAGGUUUUAACUGAACUUCCUCCUGCUAAAUACAUAAGAUGUUUAAUUUGAAAAAAGAUAUUUGAUAUGGUAGUUCAAAAUAAAAUUCAAGAUAGUAUCUUUGGUCAUGCUAUUGCUGUAGCUGCUUGCAGCUUUGUGGCGUUAAUCUCCUUUGUUAUUGUUUGUGCAUGGUGUUUUAAGAAAAAAUCCAAGAGACUUCCUAGCAUUGAUGAAUGUGAUGAUGUGGGCAGCCAGUAUAAUUAUGAUAAAUUCUCUAAGUCACCACUAUUGAGAAAUGGUUCACCUAAUAUUAGGGAAGACAAUUUUCCUUUCCUUGGAAAGGUCAGUGAUCUUAAUAGAUCAAGAGCUUCAACUUCUUUAGGUGUUCCAUCAAUGGAAAAGCAAAAAGUUUCUCCUGGAUGGGGACCAAAAUCAAUAACAUUUGGAAGUCCUGCAGGAGACACUUCUUUUGAAAGUAUGAGUAUUCAACCUAAAAACAAAGACCUGUCAACGUCAUGUGACUCGUUGGUUUCAUCUUUAAGUUCAAUACCUGCUGAACCAGAGGUACCUACUGACAGAGGAGAAGACUUGGGUUCUAUAUAUUUCAGUAUAAGUUAUGAUGUUUAUGAUUUAGUACUAAAAUUAACAAUACAAAAAGCAGUAAAUUUACCUGCAAAGGACUUAUCUGGAACUAGUGAUCCUUUUGUAAAAGUCCUUUUACUGCCAGACAAAAAAAAUAAAUUAGAAACUAGAGUAAAACGGAAAAGAUUAAAUCCUGUUUGGAAUGAAGUUUUUACUUUUGAAGGAUUUCCACAUCAAAAAUUAGUUCAAAGGACUUUAUAUUUGCAAGUUUUGGAUUAUGACAGAUUCUCAAGAAAUGACCCUAUUGGAGAAAUUGAACUUCCAUUGGCAGAUGUUCAUUUACAGUCUGAACCAGUACCCUUUGUAAAGAAACUAAAUCCAUGUAAAAGAUCAGCAGAUUAUCUGGGUGACCUGUUGAUUUCCAUGUGUUACAACCCUACUUCAAGCUGCAUCACAAUUGUUGUUAUGAAGUGUACAAAUUUAAAAGUGAUGGAUAUAACGGGAAGUUGCGACCCGUACGUGAAGAUAUAUCUUGUUUACUCUGGCAAGAGAAUAGAUAAAAAGAAAACCUCCAUCAAAAGACGAGCAUUAAAUCCUGUUUGGAAUGAAAGUUUUGAGUUUGAAGUACCAAUCGAUAAAAUACGAGAAAUAUCGUUUGUUUUGACGGUGAUCGAUUUUGAUCGGAUUUUACCGAAUGAGGCGAUUGGGCAAGUGAUUAUCGGCUACCGUACUGCUGGUACCUCGCUGAAGCAUUGGACUGAAAUGAUGAAUCAUCCACGGAAGCCGAUAGCUAUGUGGCAUAAAAUCAUAAAGUACUAGAGCAUCUCUUCCUUAUUGCAAUUCCUCCUAACUUUAACGUGCCUUCCUACACUCCUAGUAAUCACACUUACCCGGGACCGGCCUAAUUUGCAUUCAGAAUAUUAUAAUAAUUUAUUUAUUUAUUUAUUAUCGCGUUAAUUUAAAAAUCAUGCCAGUCACUGCGCGCAUGAUAAAUUCAUGCUUAUCUAUAAACACAAGAAUACUCGGACAAAGAUUGGGGUUAAUGACAUCAAAAACUAAAAUAGUUCAGAGUCAGAGGUCCAAUCAAUACUGUGGGCUUUUUUUUGAAAUUGUGUGAGAAAAACUAAGUGCUUGGAGUAUGUGACGUAAACCAGAACGUCGACUUUUUUGUUACUUGUGCAUUUCUUUAACAGCGGAAAGAAAAAAUUCUAUUUCGAUAUUAAGAUUUUUGCGUUUGUGUUGGUUCAACAAAGUAGUGCUGUCAAAUUUAAUUGGCAUCUUUAUUCAGAUUAUUUUUUUAAAUUUUUCUUAAAGCGGGUAUAAUCUAAUAGUAUUGUUGUAUAUAAUUAUUUUUUUGUUUUAAAGAAUAUGGCGUAUGAUUAGAAUUUUCUGCUUAAUUAGUAGCAACGUAAAACCAAAAAAAAUCUUGUCAGUAAGUAAA